GUCUUCCUGUUUCUAUAUGUGUGCCGCGGUAUGAAGUUGAUCGCAUGCUAUUGCACGGUCUAUGGACAGUAACGGUUUAUCUACAUUGUGUCAUGUCAUGAUUAUGCCCGCGGUAAAUCACGGAUCACUACAUCGACAUGGUGUUACAUUGUUACUAAAAUAACCGGACUUACGUGUGGUUGGUGCUACAGUUCAAAGGCAACCAACUCACGAGGUAACGUUACUGUACAGUAGUGCAACAACUUGAAAUGAUCGUCUGACAUUCGCUCACAUAUUGAGUGAGAGGAUGCUGAGAACAUGUUUAACAGCUGUCCGCGGUCCUGCGGUCUGCGUGGGUCGGUGUUUCAGUAGUGAAGUGAGUGGUGCAGAUUCCACGUUAGCCGGUUUCUCCUCUCCACCGUUUUCAACGGAGGCUUCACUCUAUGUUCACUGGCCUUACUGUCUGAAGAGAUGCUCCUACUGUAACUUCAACAAGUACAUUCCUCGCUCUGACAACCAGGAUGUCAUGUUGGAGUGUCUCCAGCGGGAGACGGAGACCUUACUAAAGCUCAGCCAGGUGUCCCGGAUCACCUCUGUGUUUUUUGGAGGCGGGACUCCCAGCCUGGCCCGCCCCUCCACUAUCGCUGCGGUCCUACAGACGGUUACCAGGCACGCUGGACUAUCAGAGGAGGCGGAGGUCACUCUGGAGGUCAACCCCACCCCUGUAGGAAGCUCUAAGUUGGAGGACUUCCUCCAUGCUGGCGUCAACCGUUUUUCCAUCGGGGUGCAGGUGAGAUUAAGGCUGGUAAGAAGGAGAGUUCUGGGGAGGGACCACAACUCCCAGCAUGCGUUGCAGACCGUAGCGGAGGCUCGGAGGCUCUGCCCGGGUAGGGUGUCGGUCGACGUCAUGUUCGGACGUCCUGGUCAGAGCGUUGCAUCCUGGGAGUUGGAGUUGGAUGAGCUGCUGUCGGUGUGUGAUGACCACGUCUCCCUGUACCAGCUGACCCUGGAGAGAGGCACACAGCUCUUCAGACAGGUCCAGAAAGGCCAACUGAGCGUGCCCAGUGAUGACAUCACAGCUGUCAUGUAUGACUCUGCCAGGAGGAUUCUUCAGAAGAGAGGCUAUCUGCAGUAUGAGGUGUCCAACUUUGCCAGAAAUGGUGCCAUCAGCCAACACAAUAUGAGUUACUGGAAGGCCAGUCAGUACCUUGGAGUGGGCCCAGGUGCCCAUGGUCGCUUCGUCCCCCGUGGAGAGGGGGAUGUGUGUCGAGAGGCCCGUACCCAGACUCUGGAGCCUGAUGUCUGGUUGAGAGAGGUGCAGCAGAGGAGUCACGGGACUCGACGCAGGAUACCCCUCACCCACCUGGGACUAUUGGAGGAAGUGUUGGUCAUGGGACUGCGUUUGAUUGACGGCAUCACUCACCAGCAUUGGCAGUUGUUCAGUCCCAGGGCAGAUCUGUACCAGAUUCUCAGCUCAUCCUCUGAAGUACAAGACCUUCAACAGACAGGCCUCCUAAUCCUGGAUGACAGGGGUCUGCGGUGCUCGUGGCAGGGCCUGGCCUUACUGGACAGCAUGUUACCCACUCUGUUGCUGCUGCUGGAGGCCUACAUCACCCAGGGGCUCGACAACAACAGUGAUUCACUACAGCUCUGAUGACAGACGACUAGACCUCGACAAUAACAGUGGUUCACUACAGCUCUGAUGACAGACAACUAGACCUCGACAAAAACAGUGGUUCACUACAGCUCUGAUGACAGACGACUAGACCUCGACAAUAACAGUGGUUCACUACAGCUCUGAUGACAGACAACUAGACCUCGACAAUAACAGUGGUUCACUACAGCUCUGAUGACAGACGACUAGACCUCGAUAACAACAGUGGUUCACUACAGCUCUGAUGACAGACAACUAGACCUCGACAAUAACAGUGGUUCACUACAGCUCUGAUGACAGACGACUAGACCUCGACAAUAACAGUGGUUCACUACAGCUCUGAUGACAGAGAACUAGAGAAGCGUGGAGGAACUGGAGUCCGUGGCACGCUGACCUUCAUAAACAACCUAUUUAACUGCUGCUUUUGGUAACUGUGUGUGUGUGUGUGUGUGUGUGUGUGUGUGUGUGUGUGUGUGUGUGUGUGUGUGUGUGUGUGUGUGUGUGUGUGUGUGUGUGUGUGUGUGUGUGUGUGUGUGUGUGUGUGUGUGUGUGUGUGAGAGAGAUAUUACCUCUACUACAUUGAAGGGGUACAGAAUGAUUUGUUCAUAGAAGACAUGGUGUGGAGAACCUUUCCCGAGUCCCGACAGCAUCCUGUUAAACUGUAAAGUACAGAGCUUUAUCAGAGUCCCGACAGCAUCCUGUUAAACUGUAAAGUACAGAGCUUUAUCAGAGUCCCGAGAGCAUCCUGUUAAACUGUAAAGUACAGAGCUUUAUCAGAGUCCCGACAGCAUCCUGUUAAACUGUAAAGUACAGAGCUUUAUCAGAGUCCCGACAGCAUCCUGUUAAACUGUAAAGUACAGAGCUUUAUCAGAGUCCCGACAGCAUCCUGUUAAACUGUAAAGUACAGAGCUUUAUCCAAGUCCCGACAGCAUCCUGUUAAACUGUAAAGUACAGAGCUUUAUCAGAGUCCCGACAGCAUCCUGUUAAACUGUAAAGUACAGAGCUUUAUCAGAGUCCCGACAGCAUCCUGUUAAACCUUAAAGUACAGAGCUUUAUCAGUAUAUCAGGCCCAUCUAACCUGUCACUGAUCAGAACACGGUGACGGCAGGUUAGUGUCAUCUUACUGCAGCUAAUCUACUUCAUCAGUGUAGAUGGUCGAUUAGACCAGUAUCUACAGUUCAUAGUGGCUGCCGGGUCAGUCUCCGGCUCAGUCUCCGGCUCAGUCUCCGGGCUCAGUCUCCGGCUCAGUCUCCGUCUCA
Messenger RNA from Oncorhynchus kisutch (coho salmon), 2892 nucleotides. Its product is annotated as radical S-adenosyl methionine domain-containing protein 1, mitochondrial-like. Gene Ontology annotation, molecular function: coproporphyrinogen oxidase activity; 4 iron, 4 sulfur cluster binding. Gene Ontology annotation, biological process: porphyrin-containing compound biosynthetic process. Gene Ontology annotation, cellular component: mitochondrion; cytoplasm. The record is from RefSeq and is a predicted model, not a curated record. Lineage: Eukaryota; Metazoa; Chordata; Actinopteri; Salmoniformes; Salmonidae. The coding region runs from base 287 to 1633 and encodes 448 amino acids. The transcript is spliced from 10 exons.